ACACCUAUACGGAAAUAGGGUGUAUUUUUGGAUCAACAUGGCGUCCCAAGAUGGCCGCCACGGGCUCGAGGCCGUUGCGGCCCUGGGGGCCACUGUGACGUUAAAAACUCCAGACAGCCAGCUCCCUCGAUUCCCAGGUGUUUCGCCCAGAGAGAGACUUGACGAACGCAUCAAAGGUGAGACCUGACGAACGCAUCAAAGGUGAACACAGAGAAAUAUACCCAAAAUGCCCGGCAAGACCGAUGUCGCCAGCGCGCCUGUAGCUAGUCAAGCAGACGAGCCUAAGAAGGCCGAGAAGAUCACGUACGAUGUCAAUAUCCCGUACAAGCUAUCGGACGCCGCGGUCCAGGGCACUAGAUACCUAGACUACCUGCCGACGUGGGACGAGAUGUGGUUUGAGCCGCUGGCGCCGUUCGCGUUCUCCGACCCCGGGCUGCGUGUGACAGACAGGACGCUGCCGAACCUGCUCGGGUGGCCCGGCGUGACCGUGACCGACAUCCAGCCGGGCUUCGCGUCUGUCGUCGAGGGGCUGCAGCUCAGCGCGCUGGACGCGGCGGGGCGCGACGAGCUUGCGUACCUCAUAUCCCAGCGCAAGGUGCUCGCGUUCCCGGCCCAGGACCUCAUCGACGCCGGGCCCGCGGCGCAACGCGAGUUCAUGCGCCACUUUGGCAAGCUCAACUACCAGCCCGUCUCGGGCUGCGUCAAGGGCGAGCCCGCGUUCCACGUCAUCCAUCGUCAUGGAAAUAAGGAGGAGAUUGCGAGCUUUCUCGAGCACCAGCCGACUACUACCCUCUGGCACCAGGAUGUUAGCUAUGAGAUCCAGCCCCCCGGCUACGUGCUGCUGGGCAUGCUCGAGGGCCCGGCCGUCGGCGGCGACACGGUCUUUGCCGCCGCCGACGAGGGGUACAACCGCCUCUCGCCCGCCAUGCAGACCUUUAUCGACACGCUAACCGCCGUGCACACGUCGGCCAAGAUGAUCGGCCACGCCAAGGCCGCCGGCCGGCCGUUCCGCAAGGACCCCGUCGAGACGCGCCACCCGAUCGUGCGCGUGCACCCCGUCACGGGCCGCCGCUGCCUGUUCGUGAACAACGAGUUCCUCACCCGCAUCGAAGGGCUCAAGGCCCCCGAGUCGCGCCUCAUCAAUGACUUUCUGGUGAACCAUCUUGUGACCGGCCACGACUUCCAGGCCCGCGUCAAGUGGCAGCCGGGGACUGUUGUCAUGUUUGAUAAUCGCAGCUUGAUUCGUACGUCUCUCUCAUUUGUGUGUGUGUGUGUGUUGUGUGUGUGUGUUGUGUGUGUGUGUGUUGUGUGGGUGUUGUGUGUGUGUGUGUUGUGUGGUGUUUAGCGGUGGUCUGGCUUGUUUUUUUCACGGUCUCUCUGUUUCUUACGUUGUCCUUUCAUUAGAUUUGGAAAGAAUUCACACCCCUCGUGAAUCAACCACCAGAGACAAGAAGCUGACAGGUAUUACCAGACACCGCCUCGGUCGACUAUCUCGACGACGACGGCAACGCCCGCCCGCGCCACAUGUUCCGCUUGUGCGCCAUGGCCGAGAAGCCCAUCCCCGUGUCGCCGUCGGCCGAGUAAGUAGGUAAUUAGUCAACGGGGUGUGGGAGCGGAGAUACCAUGGCAGCGGGCACCGCUUGACGUCUUCACCAAAGGCAGAGGCUGGUCUGGAUUCCGUCUUGUCAGACAAGUAGGCAGGCAGGGAGGUAUGAUAUUGUCAUGAUUUUUUGAAUGUUAUUUUAUUGAAAUA
Messenger RNA from Lasiosphaeria miniovina, 1753 nucleotides. RefSeq lists its product as uncharacterized. The transcript has 2 exons. NCBI's taxonomy places the organism in Eukaryota, Fungi, Ascomycota, Sordariomycetes, Sordariales, Lasiosphaeriaceae. Gene Ontology annotation, cellular component: cytoplasm. Gene Ontology annotation, molecular function: 2-oxoglutarate-dependent dioxygenase activity. The coding region runs from base 227 to 1345 and encodes 372 amino acids. The record is from RefSeq and is a predicted model, not a curated record.